AUGAUCGUCGCUUUGCAGCGUGUUCGAUCUUUGCUGCCUGGCCAUGUCGCUGCCGCCGCUUGCCCGACCUCGGGGUCCGGGGAUGGCGGCCCGACCAUCGCGUCGUGCUGCGGCGCUCGCCUGCAAUGCGACGAGGACGGGGAUGACGCGACCGUAACAACGAAAAAUCCCGCGGUAACAGGCGGGUAUUCUUCUAGUAGCAACAAAAUCGACAAGCAGGUGGAACAAAUCGCGGUGACAUGGCGCUGCUGGCGCCUAAUCCACUGCCGAGCGGCCUCCGCCUCCGCCUCAAGCGCACCAACGCCACGGUCGCCGCCGCGAGAUCCCCUAGUGUCCACGUCCACCCUCUCCCCGACGAGCUCCAGCUGGUCGCGGACAUCCGCUCCCCUUACAACCACAUCCGCGUUGCCGACGUCUCCCCACGGGCCGCGGGCCACCCGCUCGCCGGCGCUCGCCUCCUCCUCCUCGACGGGCCGGGCAACAUCCACUCCCCCUCGCCGCGCCGACCAGCCCCCGCUCACCGCCACCUACCUGGACGCCUUCGCCACGCUCCCGCCUCUCCUCCCGCGGCCGUCCCUCGCGGUCCUCGGCUUCGGCGCCGGCUCCGCCGCGCGCGCGCUGCUCCACUUCUACCCGGACCUCUCCGUGCACGGCUGGGAGCUGGACCCCGCGGUGCUCGCCGUCGCCCGAGACUUCUUCGGCCUCGCGAAGCUGGAGAAGGACCACGCGGCGCGCCUGUCCGUGCACGUCGGCGACGCGCUGGAGUGCCAGGCGCCGCUCGGCGGCGGCUUCGGCGGCGCCGUGGUCGACCUGUUCGCCGGCGGGAGCGUGCUGCCGGAGCUCCAGGAGCCGGACACGUGGCGGCGGCUCGGCGGGAUCGUGGCGCGCCGGGGUCGGAUGAUGGUGAACUGCGGCGGCGCGUGCGUGGAGGCCGAGGAGGAGGGGAGGCACGGCGAGUCGGUCAAGGACGCCACGCUGCGGGCGAUGGCCGCGGCGUUCGGGGAGGGGAUGGUGUCGGUGAUGGACGUGGAUGAGAGCUGGGUGGCCAUGACAGGGCCGCCGGUGACGGUGCCGGAGGUGGCGGCCGCGUGGAAGGCGCGGCUACCCCCGGAGAUGCGGCAUUUCGUUGACGCGUGGAGACCGUACAACGGCUAA
Messenger RNA from Miscanthus lutarioriparius, 1155 nucleotides. Lineage: Eukaryota; Viridiplantae; Streptophyta; Magnoliopsida; Poales; Poaceae. The record is from the annotation of a GenBank genome assembly.